Rangifer tarandus platyrhynchus (Svalbard reindeer) is the source of this 5019-nucleotide messenger RNA. Lineage: Eukaryota; Metazoa; Chordata; Mammalia; Artiodactyla; Cervidae. The record is from the annotation of a GenBank genome assembly.
AUGGCAGAAACAGCAACAGAGUCAUAUGAGGACCCAUCAGAGGAAAGAGAGGACCUGGGGCCUCUGGAACCAGAGGACAGUGGUACCUUCCAACAAGUCACAAAUCUCCUCAACAUCAUGGAGAGCGAGUCAACCGAAACGGAUGCUGCAGGAGCAGGUUUUGACAUGAGGAAGAGGCUGGCCUCGCUGAUCAUCACAGAGAAGGCUACCACUAAGCCUUCCGUGGUGAUGAAUGCUCUCAUCCGCUGCCUGCAGGUGCCGGAGAUUUCCACUCAGCGCAAAGUCAACAUCUACAACAUCCUCCAGGAGGUCACCCAGCAGGAGGGCGAGCUGGAGGAGCGCUGCGUCCAGAGGCUGGUGGCCAUCGCCUCCAGGGAGAUGACGGGCAUGCUGGAGAUGGAGGGCUACGUGAGGGCAGAGGUGGCCAGCGACACCCUGGUGGCCCUGUCCCGAAACCACUUCAGCUUGGUCAUGUACGAGCUGCAGCACCAUCUCAAACCCCUCAACCUCACGGAAGAAUAUGUCAUCGUCACCCUGGCCAAGCUGGCCAACGGCAACGUGUUUGAGUUCAUGCCAUACAUGGGCAUCACCCUGGCCACCAUGUUCACUAUGCUGAGGCUCGCCAAUGAAGCCAAGAUGCGCCAGGUGAUCUGUGGUGCCAUGGAGACCUUCUGCGAGACGGUGCAGUUUUACCUGAGGCACCUGGAGGACAGCGUGUACCCCGUGAUGACUGAGGACCAGUUUGCACUGAAGCUGUUCCCCAUGUAUCGCUACUUCGUGACGGUGUGGCUGCGGAACAACAACCCGGAGGUGAAGCUGGGGGUCAUCAAGUCCCUGAAGCCCAUGCUGAACCUCCUCCUGCCCAGCGAUGCCCUGCGGGACCAGGUGUACGACUAUAUCCCUCUGCUGCUGGCGGAGUACCAGGGCAGCCUGGAGGCGCUCUUUAUCACACAGGUCUUGAGGCAGAUCCUGGAGAUGUCCGUCAUCAGCAACAGCCCAGUCCCGCAAAUGCAGCUGCACACCAUCUUCUCGGAGCUGCAUGUCCAGGUGUGCUCCAGGGCCCCCGCCCAGCAGCGGUUCAGCAGCGAGAACCUGGCGGAGAUCGUGCACUGCUUCAUAGCCCUUGCCCGCUCCUACCCCAAGGAGCUGAUGCAGUUCUUCCUCAGUCAGAUGGAGAUGAGCAAGGAGGCCGUCCGCGUGGGGACCCUAGCCCUGAUCGGGGCAGUGGUGAGCGCAGAUGAGCCCAGAAUGAGCAUCAGGACCAUCUCCCUGGCCAUCCGAGUGGUCAAGAACACACUCUCCGACACCCGGUCCAAGGUGAGGAUGGCCAUUCUCCGCAUCAUCGGGCAGCUAGCCCUGUCUGGAUUCCAGGACAGGAUCAAAGGCUGGGGCCUGAAGUACGUGUCUGUGCAGCUGACCUUGUCUACCUACAAACUGACCAACCGCAGGGACAGCUUUUAUCAGAGGAGCCUAGAGGAGAAGAUGGUCCACAAGGUCACCAUGGACACCGUGAGGAUCAUAACCUCUUCUGUCAGUGGGAUGAGCAAUGAAUUUUGGGUGAGGCUCCUCUGCUACAUCAUGGAGACGGACUACACAGAGGCCUUGACCCCCAUCUGCGUCAGCCUCACCAACCUGGCCGAGCGCCAGCUGCACGCCAACGACGAGGAGGCCAAUGCAAGCAAGAGCAGGCACGUGGAUCUGCCCGCACCACAGAAGCUGCUGGCUCGACUCCUGGUACUGAUGUCAUCCCCCUAUAAGGGGGAGGGACGCGGAAUCGCCAUGCUCAACCUUCUGAAGACCCUGAGCCAGAGCAUCGCCCCCUCCAUGGCCGACAUGUGGGAGCUGGAGAUCCCGCUGCUGGUCAAGUACCUGGAAGAACACACCGAGUUUACCUGGAACCAGAAGACGUGGGAGGACAGGCUGAUUCAGUUUCUGAGAAACUCCCUCAAGAUGACUCGGGGUUCCAGCUGGAGCCUGCGUCUGAGCAAAGAGCUGAACAACCAGAUCGAGAGCUUCGACAGCCCCUCCCUGGAGAAGGGCUUUCUGUACCGGGCCUUGGGCUUCACCCUGGCCACGGGCCUGGAGGCCGACAAGGUGGAGGUGGUGCUGCUGGAGCUGCUCUACAAGACCGACUACAGCGACGACUUCGACCGGGAGGGUGUGAUUCUGUGCUUUGGCCUGUGUGCACGGGGUCAGGUGAAGAUGGUGCUGGGCGUGCUCCAUGACUUUGAAGAGAGGAUCCAGGAGUCGGAGCAGUCCUGGCAGAUCGGCGCCUGGCGGAAGGACCAUCCCUGGAGGCGGGAGACGGUGAAGGGCGCGCUCAUGGUGAUGUACAGCCGCGUGGCCUCGUGCUGCCACCCGCAGAUGCUUCUCACCCACGUGGACAACCCCAUCACCGCCAAGAUCAUCCACCACUAUUCGAGCAGCUGCCAGGACAUCUGCCUCAAACUGGCCUUCAUGAAGAGCGUGGUGCAGGUCACCGAUGCCAUCAAGAACAGCAAGGACCUGGAGGACUUCCAAUUUUCCCAAAAAGCGACCCUGACUGGCAUUAUCAUGGCGAUCAUCAAGGCAGAACCGACUGACAGCCUGGUUUCUCCCGUGCGGACCAUGGCCAUGGAUGCCCUGUCCUACUUGAGCAAACUGAAGCCUUUCUACUCCACAGAGGAACGCAGUGAGCUGAUGGAUAUCAGUAUACACUCUGUAAUUUCUCUCCAGCCCCCAGGAGAGAGCAAUGAGUCCAUUAAGACCCUGUAUACGAACGCCCUGCGUGCCCUGGAGCAGCUGAUGGAGGGCCUCAUGCAAAGACACCUAGACCCCAAGGGGCUGCAGGAGAUGGUGCACCUCCUGGAGAAGUGGAUCUUGUCGGAGAAAGAAUGGGAGCGGGAGAAGGCGGUGAACCUCCAUCUCCAUCUCAUGCAGAUCUAUGUCCAAAGCAUCGGUGUCUGCAUCCCACUGAAGCUGGGGCAGUUUGGCAGCCUGGUGGGACUCAUUGCACCAGGCACCUGUGACUCACACAGAAAAACCCGCCUGGCCUCCAUGGAUGUCCUGGCCAGCCUGCUGGAUCUUCACGCAAGCCAGACCUGCUCCUCCUGGGGCGCCUCCAAAGAGCUGGAGCUUGAGAAAUGUAAGGAGGACCUGCAGGGCUCAGACAUGGAGAAGAUUUUCGGGGUAUCCUCCAGAAUCGCCAAGGUGGCCUGCUUGCAGUUCAACUGCGACGAGGUGGUCUCACUGGUCCAGAAGCUCUGCGAGAACUUCGGGGCCAUGGACCUCCAGCACGACAAGGCCUCUGUCACCUGGAUAUGCACCUUCCUCCAGAUGCAGGUCAAGGAGCUGGAGGACAAGGUGGCCGAGAUUCUGGGCGCCAUCCUGGUGCACCUGCCCGUGGUGGACCACCGGGAGGUGCGGCGCCUCCUGAUCGAGGGCAUCCUCCUGCUGGCCCACUACCACCAGGAGACUGUCCUCACGGUGCUCCUGCGGCAGCCCCUGCCCAUGGAGAGCCACCUGACGGAGGUGUGGCUGGCUGUGGCCGAGAAUGUGCCCUUUGCCCGGACGAUGCUCCACGCCCUGAUGGGCCGGCUGCAGGCGAGGUUCACGCCCAGGGCCAGCGCCGCCUCCAAGGCCGACAUCUGGCGCCUGGCCGCGGUGGACCCUCUGAUGACGCUGUGCACCACCCGCCUGCUCGUCGAGAGGAUGGACUGGGACAACGGGCUCCUGGAUCUCUUCCCGGACCUCCUCUACACGCUCCUCCUGCAGCUGGGCAGCAGCCAGGGCCAGGAGCCCGUGUCGCCUGUCCUGAAGACGUGGAGACUCACCCACACGGGGACCCUCCCUGAGGAGGUCAACCUGCAGAGGGUAACGAUCAGAUCCAUGCAGCUCUUGUUCAGGAGACUCAACAGUGAGUCUCUUCUUUGCACCCUAGAGGAGCAGGGCAUAUGGAUGCUUCUGGAGAGCAGCUCAACAUUCCUGCAGGGAGUCAGCCAGCUGGCCAGGCUGUGCGUGCGGAGCCCCGAGGGCUACUACCGGCAGAGGCUGUCGGAGCUGGCGCUCAGGGGCAUGGCCUCGGAGGCCCUGAGCUGCCGCAUCAGCAGCACGGCGGUCUGCGUGGAAGUCAUGAGUGACCCGAUCCUGCACCAGAAGAAGCUGCUGAAGCGGGCGGUGCUGAUGCUGGAGAAGGGUGCGGAGCAGGAGGACGAGGUUCUGAGGGUGCUCUCCCUGCGCGCCCUCGGCAACAUGGCCCUCGGUGCCCCCAGGAAGGUGAGGCAGUACCGGAAGCUCUUACUGGAGAAGUGCCUGAGUUCCCUGCGGGGCCCCGGCGUGAGCACCAGCGUGACCUCCGAGGGCCUGGAGGUCCUGGCCAAGGUCUUGGUCGAGCUGCGGGAAGGGGACCUGGGGUCCGCCUUCAACGCCAUCUCCGAGCAGUGCACAGCCUUCUUUGACAACGAGAGUGAGCUGCUGCGUUUAAAAGCCUUCAUCCUCUUCGGGAAGCUGGCACAGGUGGUCAGGAUUUCCAAGAAGCAUUUCUUCAAGCAGGAAGUGAAGAAAGCCUGGGUGCCCCUCAUGCUACAUUGCCAGGACCCCUGCUCCGAUGCUGCCCAGGCCUGUGUGGCCACCCUCUUUCAGUGUCUGCACUGCUGGGGCUGGAGGGCCCUGGAGAGCUCCGCGGACCACAGUGACGCCACCGCCCCCAAGGAGAUGACCGGUUUCCAGAUGACUCUGUGCUCCGUCCUGACUCAGAAAAAGCCUGCCAUUCUCUACAACUUCUUGCUAGAAACAAUGACCUAUGUUAAAAGCAACUUGUCAAGGAUCAGAAUCGCUGCAUGUAACUUGGCAGGAAUUAUUAUGAAGCAGAUGUCUGCGCAUUACCUGAAAAAGCUGGAUUUUCCAGCAUUACGGAAUUCUCUCCAGGAGCUACAGCUGGACUCAGAUCCUGGGGUUUGGAGGGCAGCCCUGGAGACUCUCAACAUCUUGGAUACCUGCAGUCAGCAGCGGCUUUUGGCUUCACCUGAAGGAAUCGCCUAG